Molecule: messenger RNA, 1555 nt
Organism: Pelagomonas calceolata
Lineage: Eukaryota; Pelagophyceae; Pelagomonadales; Pelagomonadaceae
Source: the annotation of a GenBank genome assembly
AAGGCGUGUGCGGUCGCGACUGGAUUGAUUAUCAGCUGGCAAACGGGUUCAGCACAUAUAAUUCGUCUUAGCGUUCCUCGUGCCCAGCAUUGCAGCGGUCUCGAACCGCUCAACUUGACCUACUGCAGCCUACUGCAGCCUGCAUGCUGCAGAGAAUAGCACGAAUGCAAAGCUAGCACGCAUGGCACCUAUACUACUCCUAGCAUUACCAUGCGCCGCCGCCUCGCUGCGCGCCCAGAUCCUCGCCGCGGAAUUGAAGCGGGAGGCGCCGUACCUCGCGCGGCCCGACGGCAUGCAGGCAGCACUGCGGCCGCCGGCCGACGAAGACGCGGUGGGCGUGGCAGUGGUCGUCGACCCGCUCUGCGACUACCUGGGCGUCGCGCUGAUUGAGGAGUUGCUGGAACGGGGCGUCGCCGUCGCGACCAUCUUCUCCGACUACAUGGCGGAGGGCCUGGCCGCCGCCAACGGCGUCGAGCCGCCCCUGGGACUGCUCGCGCCCCGCACUGAUGGCGAAGAGUGGCUCUCAGGGGCCGCGCCGCCGCUCGCGUGCCUCUCGGAGAGCGACGCGGGCAUCGCGACGGCCGAGCAGCUAUCAAACCUUCUAGGUUGCGAGUUCCGCAACGCCGUGGGUCCUUCUAGAAGACACAAGUGGCUGCUCCACGAGACGCUGCGCGAGCAUAACUUACCGCACUGCCGCCAGGCACUUUGUGAAACUGAAGACGAGCUCGUGGCGUUUUAUCGCGCCGAGAGGAAUGCGAUCAUCGUCAAGCCCUGCCGCGGCGUCGGCUCCGAGGACGUCUACAAAUGUUGUGACGAAGAGGCCUGUGCCGCCGCGUUCGCCGCGUUGCGAGCGACGACGCGCUACGCGGGCGGCUCGAAUGAUGUGAUACUAGCGCAGCAGUUUUUGGAAGGCCCCGAGUACGCUAUUGAUUCUGUGUCGCGGCAUGGCGAGCACAAGGUCACGGCUCUGUGGAGGUACGACAAGGUCGGGUUUGUCUACCAAUGUACAAGGUUGGUCCCCGUCGACGGCGCGACGCGGCCAAUAAUCGAUUCACUGAUAGAAGCAUUGGACGCGGCGGGCCACGCGAACGGGCCCGCGCACUCGGAGCUCAUUGUUGUUGAUGGCGUCCCGACGCUCGUCGAGAUCAACGCAAGAUUUCACAACGCCAACGUGCGGCCACUCGUCGAUAGAUGUAUAGAGGGCCCGAACGCCAUCGCAUUAGCAGCGGCCGCGUGCGUGCCCGAUUCCGAGGAGUGGGCGGCGACCGCAUCUACACCAACGAUGGUGGAAGACGGGCUGCUGUUCCACAUUUCCUGUCUCUCUAGUGGUGUUUUGAGUGGCAUCGACGCCGACGCCCUAUCCACUCUCGAAAACCUGCCGACUUUGGUGGAAAUGGAGGUCUACGAGAGUUUUAGGGAGGGCGAGGAGGUCUCGGCCACGACCGACAUCAAGACGGAUGUGGGCUGGGUUUUACUGGCAGGGACUGCGGACGACGUCGAGCGGGACUACGCGGCAUGUAUUGAAGCGCAGGCGCGGCUUCUUAAGUAUAGGUGA